AUGCCUAUUCGCGUGAGAUCCAAGGCGCAGCCGGUGCGCGACAUGAGCCCCGUGUCUGCCAGGAUGGACUUCGACAUGCCCGACAUUGCGGAAGACGACUCUUUCCGCAACGUCGUCCGCAAGCUAUCUACAUACUUUUACGACGCCAUCGAGCUGCCUAGCACCUUUGAGCAGCUUAGGACGACUGCAGCGGGCAACUGCAUACGCGUGCUCGUCGACCACCUCAACGACACCUGCACCAACCCUGCUAUUGUCAAUGCUCUACUCGCUCUCAAGUGGCACUAUGCCGCCGAUAGCGAGCAUCAGGGCCUUGGCGAGACGCGCUCCAACGCCUGCGAGAUCGUUGCAUGGCGCUUCCUAUCUCGGCUCUCCGAGCGAGAGGCCAUGAACUACUGCCUCUACGAGAUUCCUGAUCCAAAGGGAGAUGAGGAUGAGCGGCCUGUCGAACGCGACCAAGAGGCCGGCGAGACCUCCCCGUUGCUGCCGCGCAUCCUGCCCAGUGCCGACGACGAUGCCACGCAACGGCCGGCCGGCAGCUCGACCAAAAAGGCGACUCUACUUAGCUCCCUGUCCAGACUGACUAACGCUAGCGAAGACGCGCCCGACGACCUUGACCCGACCAUCGCGUUUAAAAGCCUUAACGCGCUGGAGAUAGCGGCCAUUGCCGAUGCCAAGCGUUUCCUCAGUCAGCAUGCCGUGCAAAAGAUCAUCACCGGAAUUUGGAAUGGAGACAUUGUGUUUUGGGAUUCGCUCUCCGUGCACUCUACCAAGAAGCACAAGUACUACAACCCGCAAAAGUCUGAUCCCUUCUCCCGCUUGCGCGUUCCCAAAUACCUCAAGAGCUGGGAGGUCCUCUUCUUUCUCGUUUUCCUUGGCCUCUACUACACGGUCCUCAUUGUCCGCGACGAGGAGCACAUUACCGUGACAGAAGUCAUUCUAUACCUGUGGAUUGCGGCCUUUUUCUACGACGAACUGACCGAAUGGAUGGAUGCCGGAUCCGUCUUCUACGCCACAGAUAUAUGGAACCUGUUCGACAUGAUAAUGAUCUUCAUCGGCUUCACUUUCGGCGUCCUAAGAAUUAUUGGCAUCACUCGCCAGGACAAGCAACUUACCGAUGUGGCCUUCAACGUGCUUUCCCUGGAGGCGCUAUUUAUGAUGCCGCGCAUCUGCUCCAUCUUAAGCCUGAGUCCGUACUGGGGUACCUUGAUUCCCUGUCUCAAGGAGAUGGGCAAGGACUUUCUCAAGUUCAUGGUGCUCGUCGUCAUCAUCUACUUCGGCUUCCUCACCACAUUCUCUCUUGUCGGUCGCGACACCUUUGGCCUUGGCAGGAUGACGGGUAUCCUCACCAAGAUCUUCUUUGGCUCAAGCUACGUUGGCUUCGAGAUCAUGAACCAGAUUGAUCCCAUCUUCGGACCGCCCCUCAUGAUCAUCUUCAUCACCCUCUCAUCUAUCCUUCUGACUGGCUCCCUCACGGGUAUGCUGUCCAACAGCUUCUCCCGCGUCAUCACGCACGCACGGGAAGAGUACCUCUACGUCUACAGCGUCUACGUCUUGGAGGCAUCCACGAGUAAUAGGCUUACGCAUUUCUACCCCCCAUUCAACCUCAUCGCACUCGUCAUUUUUCGGCCACUACGUCUCAUCUUCCGCCGCGAUGACAAGUUCCGUCAAGGCCGAAUCCUCCUGCUCAAAGUGACACACUUGCCGAUUGUUGGGGCAAUUCAGCUGUACGAGCUUGUUAGACGCAGGGUCAGCGGUGCUGGCACGUUUAAGGGACCUAAGGAGGCUAAGCGAAGGCGUCCUCGGCCGUUCGCCAGGCCCGCUUCGGGCCACCACAGUCGGCAGCUGUGGCCUUCUUCUCCCCGCAUCGGAUCGAGGUCGACUGAACGCCCGCGUGACGACGACGAACUGAUGGACGCACCGACGGCUGUCGAGGUGCAAAUGUCGGAGCUGUCGAGCAAGAUUGAGAAGCUGACUGCGGCGGUGAUGGCCCUGCAGGAGAGCCAGGUGGUGCCGAAGCCCGCGUCGGAGAGCCUGAGCGCGUCGGCAUCUUGA
Purpureocillium lilacinum is the source of this 2052-nucleotide messenger RNA. RefSeq lists its product as uncharacterized. Gene Ontology annotation, biological process: transmembrane transport; monoatomic ion transport. NCBI's taxonomy places the organism in Eukaryota, Fungi, Ascomycota, Sordariomycetes, Hypocreales, Ophiocordycipitaceae. Gene Ontology annotation, cellular component: membrane. Gene Ontology annotation, molecular function: monoatomic ion channel activity. The record is from RefSeq and is a predicted model, not a curated record.